AUGAGUGAAAAAAUAAGUGUGGCUCUUUUUGGACCUACUGGACAAGGAAAAUCCACCGUUGCUAACAUGCUGGUCCAAGGUGACUUUCAUGGAGAAAACAAUGCGUUCGAAGUCAAUGAUGCAACGGUUGGAGCAAGAGAUGAGACAAAACGCGAUGCUAACGAGACAUUUGAAGUGUACGACAUAAUCGAAGUAUGUCAAACAAAUUUUAAAAGUACACCGCAUAAAAAUGCUGUGAAAAGUAUAAGAAACUAUUUUUCAAAAUAUAGAGGGCCACUCAACUACGUAUGCUACGUUAAGAAGAAGGGAAAGUUUACCAAAGAAGAUAAAAAGUUGUUCAAAAUGUUUAAGGAGAUCUUUAAGGGAGGCGAGAAAAAUAUCAUCAUAAUCAUCACCGACUGUGAACCGGAAUGGGUCGAUGAAAACUCGAAAACCAUCGAGAAUAAUUUUGGAGUUUAUCCGACCAUUGCGGUUGAUUUUCCCUCCCAAGGUCAUGGUGCUGCCGCUAAAAGAGCGAAAAGUUUGGAACGAUUAACGAGCAAACUUACAUCCUUAAAUUACAAGGGCAUUAAAUUGGAGACUCUCAGCUCUAUCCAACUUGUAGAGAACAAAUUAUCCAAUGUUAUUUGCUUCGUGCCAUUUGUUGGUACAGGAUAUUCAUUAAUUUCUUCUGUCGUGUACUUUGUGGACGGAAGACCAAUCGUGGCAACAGAACGACUGGUAGAUGGAGCUGCUGAUCUUGUAUUGGGCAAGACAAUUAUGAUUAUUGGUCAUAAAUUUAUAAACCCUAUAGUUAAAGGUGUGAGCCAGAAAAUUGUACACACGGUAUAUGGUAUAUAG
Messenger RNA from Funneliformis caledonium, 840 nucleotides. The record is from the annotation of a GenBank genome assembly. Lineage: Eukaryota; Fungi; Glomeromycota; Glomeromycetes; Glomerales; Glomeraceae.